UGGGUGUUCACUCAGUUGAUGCGACCCCUGAAACACUUCCAUGUACUGCAAGUGAACGACGAAAUUUCCUGCUGUCAUUGUCAUCUGACAUUGUCAACAUGGUUUAUGAGAAACCGAACACAAAGGAAUUACUUGAUAGUGAACCAGCACAAGAGGGCUUUCAAUACUGCUCUUGCAAAAUGGACAUAGGAGGGAUGAUGCUAUUUUGUUCUUAUACAAAGUGUAGAAAAGGGCAAUGGUUUCACAUUGACUGUCUUGGUAUGUCAGAAGAAGAUGUCCCUGAAGGUGACUGGUUUUGUUCUGAGGAGUGUAGGAAAUUAAAGAAUUCGAGAAAGAACAAGAGUGCUAUUUCAGAAAGAUUCAGAGAUCUGAAGAAGGAAUAUGCUCACAGACUUCUCUGGAGAGGACUGAAUGAUCUUGCAAGGGCUGAUGCUGUAUCAGAAAAUGAUGGGCUGAGGGUGAUCCGGCAUUGGAAGUUUGAUUUCAUGGAAUUCUAUGAGAAACAUCAUCCAAAAUAUUUUGUAUUUGCCCAUCGACUGCUUUCCAAUGUUGCGGGUGAAAUUCAGAGAGGCUUCGACACCAGCUCAUCUGGAACCAAACAGUCAAUAUCAGAGGCGGAAACAACAUGCCCAAAGACUUGCACAAUGAGUUCCUCAACAAAGAGUACAAAGAAAAUAGCAGAGAUGCUGGGGGUCAGCUUACCGACGCCAAAAUUGCAACACAUAGUCAAAUGCUUGGAAUAGGAAAAGUUCUCUCCAGGAAGUAUCAGGAUGCAAUAGUUUGCUCAUCAGUACACUCCUACACCGGAAGGAGCUCAAGCCCUGAUGACUCGGGAGACAUUCUAAAGUUGGUAGAGUUGCUGGCACCUAUCUCUCUUUUUAAGGAGGAAAAAGGAAGGUCAUUUAAAGGUUUCGAUUAAUUUCCAGGAACUUUUUCUGUCUCUCAUCCCAAGGGUAUGAAGGACAGAAUCCAAAGUUUUCGAAAGAAAAUGGCGAACAACAGACGACUGCAGAUGAUGCACUA
Saccostrea echinata is the source of this 1023-nucleotide messenger RNA. RefSeq lists its product as uncharacterized. The record is from RefSeq and is a predicted model, not a curated record. Lineage: Eukaryota; Metazoa; Mollusca; Bivalvia; Ostreida; Ostreidae. The coding region runs from base 99 to 743 and encodes 214 amino acids. The transcript has 3 exons.